UUCAUUCAAGCACACCAAGGAAGCUUUCUACAACAAGAGGAUAUAUGAUUACUCAAAGAAAAUGCCUUUUCAACUAAGGAUCUUCACCCUUUUGCUUUUCAGGGUGAUAAUAUGACAACAUUCUCUAAUCAACUAAUGGAGCUCAAGCCAGUGCAUUCUGACUGCAGUGAUCAAAAUGAAGCUGAACAGCUGAAAGAAACAACUCCUGCCGUAUCUGACCUUCAAGAAAGAUCUAUCAGCUCGACCACUAAAAAUCCCAGCUUGUAUGAAAUUUGGAAAGCUAGUUUACUAAAUGGAGAAGUUUGAAAAAGUGGUGGAACCCAACCACCAAUAUAUGUCAGCAUUUAUGAUAUCAGAAAAUCUAAGGCAGAAAAUAAAAAGAUAUCGCAAGUAUCUUCAACUGUUGCUGAAGCUGGAAUUUCAAAGCACUCUUGUAUAUGAGAAGCAAGAAAUGGGAAUACUACAGAAUUUCAGUUUCAGAAUUAUGAAUCUGAGCAUGAACGUUCAACUUUUGUAAGUCUCCUUUUAAAUGAAUCAAACCAUUAUGGAGCUGAACUUAAGCAUCGCAAAGAUGUGGUCAAUAAGAAGAUGGUCAGAGCCUUCAAAAAGUUUAUGACCGAAUGCUUCAGCUCAAGAAAUAAGAGACCUAGCAAAAUUAAGAUUCCUUUUGAAGCUCUGAAACAACAAUUACUUGAUGAUGCUCAGGAGCUUGAGCUUUAUAACCCCACAAAUAUGGAAGAGAACUCCGAAGACUUCAAAGAGUUGGUUUGCUGGUUGGCAAUGAGAAAAAUGACCAAGUUGACGAAGGGCUUGUUCAAUUAUAAGAAUGGGGCUAUAAGACUCCUUUCUGAUAUACUAGUAAAAUAUUCUCAUUCAAAACUUGAGAAGGUCUUACAAAGCAGACUAAUUGGAAAAGCCUUCAAGUUCUUUGUGGAGCAUGGCCUCGAAGAAUUCAUCUCUGGUCUUCCACAGAAGAGUCAGGAUGUUUAUCGUAAAACAGCAGAGCUCUUCAUAAAAUGAUAUAACUUCUAA
Moneuplotes crassus is the source of this 1032-nucleotide messenger RNA. The record is from the annotation of a GenBank genome assembly. Lineage: Eukaryota; Ciliophora; Spirotrichea; Euplotida; Euplotidae.